AUGUCCAUCAGGGUGACCCAGAAGUCCUACAAGGUGUCCCCCUCCGGCCCCCGGUCCUUCAGCAGCCGCUCGUACACCAGUGGGCCGGGCGCCCGCAUCAGCUCCUCGGCCUUCUCCCGGGUGGGCAGUAGCAGCAGCUUCCGGGGAGGCCUGGGCAGCAGCAUGAGUCUGGCUGCAGGUUACAGUGGGGCCCCAGGUCUGGGGGGCAUCACAGCUGUCACGGUGAACCAGAGCCUGCUGAGCCCCCUCAAGCUGGAGGUGGACCCCGACAUCCAGGCCGUGCGCACCCAGGAGAAGGAGCAGAUCAAGACCCUGAACAACAAGUUCGCCUCCUUCAUCGACAAGGUACGGCACCUGGAGCAGCAGAACAAGAUUUUGGAGACCAAAUGGAACCUUCUGCAGCAGCAGAAGACAGCCCGGAGCAACAUAGACAACAUGUUUGAGAGCUACAUCAACAACCUCCGGCGGCAGCUGGAAACCCUGGCCCAGGAGAAGCUGAAGCUGGAAGUGGAGCUUGGCAACAUGCAGGGGCUGGUGGAGGACUUCAAGACCAGGUAUGAGGAAGAGAUCCAAAAGCGCACAGACAUGGAGAAUGAAUUUGUCAUCAAGAAGGAUGUGGAUGAAGCCUUACAUGAACAAGGUAGAGCUGGAAGGAGAUCCGCGAGACGCAGUCGCAGAUUUGACACCUCCGUGGUCCUGUCCACGGACAACAACCGCUCUCUGGACCUGGACGGCAUCAUCGCCGAGGUGGAGUCCCGCCUGGAAGGGCUGACUGACGAGAUCAACUUCUACAGGCAGCUGUAUGAAGAGGAGAUCCACGAGAUGCAGUCACAGAUUUCUGACACCUCUGUGGUCCUGUCCAUGGACAACAGCCGCUCCCUGGACCUGGAUGGCAUCAUUGCCGAGGUCAAGGCCCAGUAUGAGGAGAUCGCCAACCGCAGCCGGGCUGAGGCUGAGACCAUGUAUCAGAUCAAGUACGAGGAGCUGCAGACCUUGGCUGGGAAGCACGGGGAUGACCUCCGUCGCACAAAGACGGAGAUUUCCGAGAUGAACCGGAACAUCAACCGACUCCAGGCUGAGAUCGAGGGCCUCAAAGGCCAGAGGGCUUCCCUGGAGGCCGCCAUUGCCGAUGCCGAGCAUCGUGGGGAGCUGGCCCUCAAGGAUGCUCAGGCCAAGCUGGCCGAGCUGGAGGCCGCUCUGAGAACCGCCAAGCAGGACAUGGCGCGGCAGCUGCGCGAGUACCAGGAGCUGAUGAACGUCAAGCUGGCCCUGGACGUGGAGAUCGCCACCUACCGCAAGCUGCUGGAGGGCGAGGAGAGCCGGUUGGAGUCUGGGAUGCAGAACAUGAGCAUCCACACCAAGACCACCAGCGGGUACUCAGGAGUGAACCAGGGCGGCUCCCUAAUCCCUGGGGACCACGUCAGUCCGGAGUAG
Physeter macrocephalus (sperm whale) is the source of this 1434-nucleotide messenger RNA. RefSeq names its product keratin 8 (gene KRT8). Gene Ontology annotation, biological process: keratinization; intermediate filament organization. Lineage: Eukaryota; Metazoa; Chordata; Mammalia; Artiodactyla; Physeteridae. Gene Ontology annotation, molecular function: structural constituent of skin epidermis. The record is from RefSeq and is a predicted model, not a curated record. Gene Ontology annotation, cellular component: keratin filament. Bases 1 to 1434 code for a protein of 477 amino acids. The transcript has 10 exons.